AUGCUUCAUAUUCGUUGCUUGAGAUUCAUCGCAUUCAAAAGUGAUCGGAUUGUUUAAAAUUUUGCUGUGUUUCUCGGCUCUGAUCCCUGUUCAUUCAACAAAAAUCAACCAUGCGUGAGUGUAUCUCCGUCCAUGUGGGCCAAGCCGGGUGUCAGAUCGGUAACGCCUGCUGGGAGCUGUACUGCUUGGAGCACGGUAUCCAGCCUGAUGGCCAGAUGCCGAGCGACAAGACCAUCGGCGGCGGGGACGACUCCUUCAACACGUUCUUCAGCGAGACCGGCGCCGGCAAGCACGUUCCCCGCGCCGUCUUCGUGGAUCUGGAGCCCACCGUAGUCGGUAAGGCCUUAACUUAG
Branchiostoma floridae (Florida lancelet) is the source of this 353-nucleotide messenger RNA. Its product is annotated as tubulin alpha-3 chain-like. Gene Ontology annotation, biological process: mitotic cell cycle; microtubule cytoskeleton organization. The record is from RefSeq and is a predicted model, not a curated record. Gene Ontology annotation, molecular function: structural constituent of cytoskeleton; GTP binding. The transcript is spliced from 2 exons. Lineage: Eukaryota; Metazoa; Chordata; Leptocardii; Amphioxiformes; Branchiostomatidae. Bases 111 to 353 code for a protein of 80 amino acids. Gene Ontology annotation, cellular component: cytoplasm; microtubule.